Paramuricea clavata is the source of this 5525-nucleotide messenger RNA. The record is from the annotation of a GenBank genome assembly. NCBI's taxonomy places the organism in Eukaryota, Metazoa, Cnidaria, Anthozoa, Malacalcyonacea, Plexauridae.
AUUAAAAGGCUAUUUUCAAGCGCGCGUGGGAGUGUUUUAUCAUAUUUAAAAUGCUCGUACUGCGCACUCGCAUUUUAAAUAUGAUAAAACACGACUACAAGGGCUUUAAACGACUUUUAAAAACACGACUACAAUCGAUGCAGUUUCAUUAGUACUCUUUAUAAAAAGAAUAGUACUUUAUGUGAAGAAUACUAAUGAAACCAUGAAUUAUUGAGUGUUUUAUGUACUAGUUAAAAUAUGAGCAUCUGACCUUUAUGAAUUAUGGGGGAUAAUCUCAUGCUUCAUUAUAGCAUGUAUUUAAAAUCUGAAUUAGUAUUGAGAACUUUCAUAAACAUCUCUGUCCCUGGAUUAGUAUUCACAACUUUCAUAUACAUGCCUGUUUGGGUUAGCACCUCUCUUUAACAGUUCUUCCACACAGUCGUCCUGGCCAUGUUUUGCUGCUAAAUGAAGCGCUGUUAAAUACUUCUCAUCACGUUUCUCCACAUCAGCUGAUGAUCCAUCGAGCACCAUUUUACGUAGAUUGCCAAUUUCAACUCUUUUCGCUCUAGAAAAACACUUUUGAAAAAACGCCAACGGCAUGGUGGACGUGUAAUUUUCGUUCACAAACUAGCUAAGACAUUUGAAAACUUGAACUUUCAGUAACAAUUGAUACGUCAUAUAAUUAUCUCGACAUUUGAAGCGCGCGCUAGCCUUAAUCUGCAUGUAAACGUUCUAGUCAUAGAAAGGAACGCUCCUCUUGUUAGAACGCUUGGUUGCCGCAGAGGGGUUGCGUGGGGCCAGGGGCAAAAACUUUCCAAGGGAGAAGCGGUGUUUUACAAUAUAUUAUACUUUAUUACAUAUAAUCGGACACUAGCGCAGCUAUAGGAUUUAUAUUCUCAGUUAAGCAAUCUUGAAUCAAAAAAUUUUAAGGACCUUCGUUGCCCCUUUUGAGCUGGGGGCCCGGGGGCAAAAUGCCCCUCCCCCCGCCCUCUCUCGACGGCCCUGUAUCACUGUCUUAAUUUGAUGACUUCGCGUGGUGUGUGAUUUACUGAAUUCUGUUAUGACAUAAUAGGAACUGUGGUAUAUGGGUACGGCUUCUGUAUACUAUCGACAGACCACUGGCAUGUAUUGUAUAUUAAAAAUGCACUAUUUGUUCUUAACGUCUUUGAAUUGCAAGGCACGGGACAGACUGAACGUGCGGACAAAUGUGAAACGAUGAAUUUGAGCCAAUAACGCAGAACCAGCUAGGUAAGAACGAUAAGAACCGUUUUCUGGUUGUUUAGGGAGAUAGGGUGUGGUCAUGUUAAUAUUGAUCAUGCAGUACUGACCUCUAUAAUGGCGGAAUCUGCCAAAAUUUCACCAUCUUGGCCGGCACUUUUAUUGGCUGAGCAAACAGUGGCAAAUUGAUUUUUUUUUUGUAAAUCGUACCCAAAAACAAAACAUGAAGAACAAGAUAACAGCUUAUAUAAUUGUAUUUAAGUUAACAAUAUAUUAAACACGCUCUCUUUUAAAGUUUACUAUAACUUGUUACAGAUCAAUCUAGAAAUAUACUUGAGCACAAAUAAAUUAGCUAUAUUAACAUCUUAUACGUCCAACUAAGGUUGUCCUCUAAAGAUUCAAAACUCGAAAUCAAAAUAAGCGCGAACAGCACAAGACUUCAAGCUAGAGCAAUUAUAAUCAAAAGACUAUACAAGUACAAUGAGCUGUUCACACUUUGAGGUCAAGGUUUUGUGGUUGUACGUUUUGUCACCAGAAAACAACUUUUGAUUGAUGGCUGUAUAUGUAGAGACGCACUUUCAUGGUAUACUGUAGGUUCGCAAAGAAUUAUAGUUAAAACGAAUUGCACAGGUUAACGGCAGGGGUUAAUGAAAUUCAAUGAAACCAAUAUUUGUAUUUGGAUCUAUACAUGUUUAACUUGCGUGUUACUGCUCAAAACAGACAGCAUCCUCGUGUUUGUUUUAUUGGUAUUUCUCAUGGGAACUACAGCGUAAGUCGGAAACGGUCUGAUGUCACGACGAAAAGUGGGCGUCUUUAUGUAAAGAAUCGUCAAAAUACAGUGUACAAUGAAACAAUAAAGCUCUACUAACACGGCCACACAACUGCAUCAACUUAACUGACUAUACAUAACCUGGUUGCCACUCAAUGCACAAUUCCCGUAUUGUUUAUAUAGUUGUCUUUUGGGAUGAUUAGAAAAAAGUCUAUGUUUAACUGUCACACUUGUACAUAACCAACCGUUAAACGUCUUUCUUUCCGUUUAGGCCGCUUUGAUGGCAUGCAUGUAUUCUGAAAUGCGCAAACAACAAAUAAAACAAAAGAAGUGAAUUGGGUGGCAACCAGCUUGUGUGCGGUGGAUUUCCAUUUCAUCCAUGGUGUUUUUCGUACGUGGUGUUUUAUCGUUUACAUCGGUAUUAGUGACGUUUUAUAGUAUCUGCGUAUUAUGAAACGACUGGAAUGAUCCCUUUGAGCCCGAUUUACACAACGAAAACUAACCUGGGUUUGCGCCGGGUCAACUCAAACGAGUUUUUUGAAGUGUAUAAAUGUGUAUAAUCCAGAUUCGACUCGGGUAAGUUCGAACUGUAGUAGGGUUCAAACUAACUUAGAUCGAAUUCGGGGCAUUCAAACCUGGAUUAGAUUUAAGCCGAGGCGAGCCCGGGAUAGUUUCCGGGGUUUAAAUCGGGCUUUAGGUAAAUAUAUGGUUGGCCGUGUGACCAACUUGCAGUAUUAAAUUCCUGCCAUAAUAUGCGAAAAAAUGUACAUGAUAAAUAAAAUAAACAAAAAUGUUUCUGACUAGGAAGUUAGUUUCAAAGACGUUUGUCACCUUAACCGGUUUUAUAUACCGUGGUAGAAUACGUUGCAAUGGCCAAAGCUCAAUUUUCAGGCUCAUCAUGGGCAUCUCCAUUCACUAGAGCGGAUCCUUCUGUUAUAAAGAAACAUUAAGUUAUAGUUCAGAAUUGUUCUCGUAUAUUCAUGCAUGCAAUCCACAGGGGUUGGAAGCUUAAAGCCGCGUGCAGGGAUCUUGAAGGGUAGGUGAAAGAUCUUUCAUAUUUUAUUAAAUGACAAAAAUAUAUAUAAUUGUCUAUUUCCAGGGAUAACAAAAUGAACGACAUGAAAUAAACGAAUGUCAUAUUUUCUGGGAAGCAGAUAUGGACGUACUUAUAGUCAUCGUGCACAAGAGUUGUUCCCAGGCUGAUAGUUCUUCGAAAUUUAGGGCGUUUUCCACAAGACGUAACAGAAUUAAUGGUAAAUCUGACAUCAAAUUUGCUAAUAUGGUAAAAUAUACAUUAUUGUACAAAUUCGAAGGCGUGCAUGCGCUCAUACAAUUCAGUGUGGCAGACGGCAUGCUCUAAAAUGUCAGUGCUUAUAUUCGUUAAAUACCUGGUUCUGGGACAACGUUGGGAUCUCCAGCAAGUUCUAAAUAAGACAGAAUAUCUUACAGUAAGAUUGAAACCUCUUUCUUGUGCAUGAGAACAAUUGUAACUUAAUGGCUCGUUUACACUUGCAAUUUGUGUUGCGAUUUUUAGUGCGAUUUUCAUGUGAAUGAGUAGAGGAGUUACGAAUGUUCGGAGCACAUAUAUCCUCCACGUGCCAAACACGAAGAAAGCCACAAAAUGUUUUAAAAUUUUCUUUCUUUUCUUUUAAAGCUAUUUCUAAUGCAUAAAAUUACUAAAGCGUGUAAAUACUGUUUUGUUUACAACUAUUAUGAAAGCUGAAAUACAAAUUGUUUUAAAAAAGAUUUUCGUUGUUUUUUGGUCAUUCUGUUUUGUCAUGGUCAUUUUUGUUUUGCUGUGGUAUAUGCUAGAACAAUUAUUCACCUCAGUGUCAGUGAAGAGUACAAGGAUAUUUACCUCAGUGUCAGUGAAUACUAGAAGGAUAUUCACCUCAAUACUUCGCGUUUCGGUGAAUAUCAUUGCACUAUUCACCUUCACUUUGGUGAAUAAUUGUCAAAUAUUAUGUAUGUUAUUUUAUUAUGUACAUUUGAAUAUUUACAUUUUAGGCACCUAUUAUGAAGAAUACCAUGCUGCUGGAUGUUCGCUUGAGGAAUGGCAUACGAGACAAAUUUACGACAAAUGACAAUGAGUACAUGAAUAAAAGUUUAAAAAACAUGUCAAUUAUAAAGCUUCAGAUUUGCCCAAAUUUAUAAAGGAUGCUGAGGAAUUUGUCAGGGCAGACCAAGUUGUUAUCGAGGCGGCUUUUGCUGGCACAGGUGAGUAUCGUUUCGUCGAAGGUUAUGAAACAUUCAACGUGGGAUCGAAGUGGUGGAGCUUUUCUCCGGUAAAGCGCGUCGCCCAUUUCAAUCGGUUCCUGGAGGCAUGCAAAUGCGGACCGUCCACCCAAAUUUGCAGUGCCAUACAACAAAUUACCCAAUCAUCAGCAGAGAGCUCGGACGUCGGUGUUUCUCCGAAUAACUCUAUCGCCGUAAGGACGGAAAACUCAUUUUUGAUGCCUGCAGUGAACAUCGCAGAUGAUGUAUUGGAAGGGUUACUAAAUAAAGCCGAGAAACUUGUCCAGGAGAAUCUUGUGUCAGAUAUUAAGGGAAAAGGUAAUAAGCAAGUUGCAAUUGCUAGUCACUCGGACGUGUACCCGAGGAUCGUUGUUCGAGAGGACCGCAAAUGUAGAGGUGAAAACGUGGUGGAAUUGAAAUGCGGUCCAGGUAAAGGUUGCCUGAAUUUUUCUACACAUGGCAUGUGCUCCCAUACCCAGGCAGCAGCUGUUGCGUAGGACGUCAAACUGGAGUAUUGGAAAUUUUUGGAAACCUCCAAAAAAAUCAGCACAAGUCUGCAGAAUCUGUCACGGCAUGGUUUGCCUAAUGGAUCUGGGAAAAAAGACAACCAAAUUAAACGGGGCAGGACCAAACGACAAAAAAACUCAUCCCAAACAUCGUCCCUUGCCAUCAAUAGCACUACUAUUCUAGUACUCAUCAUGCUAUGUUGCCACGACAACAGAGAAAGCGUUUUCACAUAUCAAUGAUGGCAGCGGUAGAAAAAGUCAACCAAGCGGCGCUCAUCAGAACUAUUUUUACCCAGACAAAGGUUUGGGUCACCAUGAUCUUAAAUGGGCUGAAACAUUUAGAGGAGUUAGUCAACGAACAAAGUGGUGGAAAUUCACUUUUUCUGGGGGGGGAGGCAAAGCCUUCUAAAUUUCCGACAAAACCUUCAAAUUUCCGACAAUCCCCAAGGCUGUUUUUAGCCCUCUUUGAGAUCAAAAUCUCCUGAAAUUCGUCAAUUUUUCGUAAAGAUGGGCGGGGGGCGGUCGCCACCCCACCCCACCGAACUACAAUCUUGUCUGACAGUUACGUUGAAAACCUACAUGCGAUAGGUCACUUCAAGAACCAUUUUGCUACCGCUUUGCAGUACGCACAGAAUCUGGCGAACACCGUAUACGAAAGCAUUAAGCGUGUGGUUCUCUGGAGUGCCUACUACUACACCCACAGUGAAUCAAAUUAUCCUGUGCUGCGCCAGAGCACUCCUUUAAAUGCCAUUCCCAAACUAGACCAUAUCAAGGCUCAGAGGCAAUUGAAUCGGCGAGAAAAAGAGCUUAUUGUUUGA